UAUUGCCAUCUAUUGAUUGUUUUAUAUUGACUGUUUUGACUGUUUUUGACAUUAGAGCACCGCAAGAACUUUACAAUAUUUUUGUUUACGAAAUUCCAUUAAUUUUACGAUUUGUUUCUAAACGGACCAAGAUGAGUAGUAAAUCUAAAUUGAAAAUCUACCCGAAAACUGUGAUAUGUGAUGACGAAUCGGUACUCAUUGGUGAAGUCACCAUAUCCAGCGGCUGUGUUAUCCAUCCACAUGCAACUGUUAAUGCGAAAUCGGGCCCAAUAAUAAUUGGUGAAAAUUGUCUAAUCGAAGAAUACGCCACGAUCAUACACGACACCGGCAAAGUUGACCUGGACAACCCAGGCCCGACUUUAGUUAUUGGUCCCAAUAAUGUGUUUGAAGUCGGUUGCACCGUUGAGGCCUCAGCCAUAGGCGAAAGAAAUGUAUUUGAAUGUAAGAGCUACGUUUCCAAUUUGGUAACGGUGUCAAACAAUUGUGUGAUCGGGGCGGGUUGUAAAUUGAUCGAUGAACAUAACUUGCCGGAAAAUACGGUGAUUUAUGGCAGGCGCUCCGAGCAACGAGAAACAAUCGAAAAACAGAAAGCUUUAUCGAUGCAAUUGGACCAUUUACGCAAAGUGCUGCCCAAUUAUCAUCACAUCAAAAAACCAACAUUUGAUCCGAAGAAACCACGUGAAAUUGCUUAGGCGGAACAGCGAGUCAUAAUUUUUUCUAAUUUAUUCAAUAAACCAAUUUCAGUCGAAAAAAG
Molecule: messenger RNA, 754 nt
Organism: Bradysia coprophila
Lineage: Eukaryota; Metazoa; Arthropoda; Insecta; Diptera; Sciaridae
Product: dynactin subunit 6-like
Biological process (GO): mitotic spindle organization
Cellular component (GO): dynactin complex
Molecular function (GO): dynein complex binding
Source: RefSeq, a predicted model, not a curated record